AUGUCUGAGAGGGAGGCGUCUGAGGAGGGGGGGUAUAGACUUCGCGCUGUGAAGACAUUGUCGCGCUGGUGGACCGGGGUUAGUGCGGGUUUCCUCGAUUUUUUACUGCUCAGGGAGACAGUGGGCUGGGAGCGGAGGGGGACGAACAAUGUUCGGCUGGGUCAGGGCAGGAUGGACGCACCGAAAAUGCCCAAGAAUUGGGACCUGCUGUCGUUGCCCAACAGCAACCCGUUCAGGGCCAAGGCAAUUGGCAACUGGGCCGAGUCCGAAUCCCAGAAGGUUGCGAGGGCGAGAUUCCGGGGGCGGGACGAACUCCUGAACGGUGGGCGGCUCGCAAGUGGAACUGCGUGGGAGAAUCCGGACCAGACUCGAGAUUAUUUCUGA
This is a messenger RNA of Penicillium maclennaniae, 384 nucleotides long. RefSeq lists its product as uncharacterized. The record is from RefSeq and is a predicted model, not a curated record. Lineage: Eukaryota; Fungi; Ascomycota; Eurotiomycetes; Eurotiales; Aspergillaceae. The coding region runs from base 1 to 384 and encodes 127 amino acids. The transcript is spliced from 3 exons.